Microsporum canis CBS 113480 is the source of this 1926-nucleotide messenger RNA. RefSeq lists its product as hypothetical. Gene Ontology annotation, cellular component: cytoplasm. The coding region runs from base 1 to 1926 and encodes 641 amino acids. The transcript is spliced from 2 exons. Gene Ontology annotation, biological process: cellular response to oxidative stress. The record is from RefSeq and is a predicted model, not a curated record. NCBI's taxonomy places the organism in Eukaryota, Fungi, Ascomycota, Eurotiomycetes, Onygenales, Arthrodermataceae.
AUGGCCGAGCCCAAGGACGGGCUUGACCCUUUGAUCGAAGCUCUACCUCCAGCUACAGACUACUUGACCUAUCUUACUCUUGUCGAAUACCAGUUAACUCCCUCUCGCCUGCCGAUUCUCCACCGAGUGCUUCAAGACGAGACGUUGACCACCAAUAUCGGCUGGGAUCUAGUAAACAUACUCCUCCCUCUCCUCCCAGACUCGCGGGAAUGUCUUGACGAUGUUGCGAGACUUGGAAAUCCAAGAGAGGUUAUUCUCAGAGUUUCUGAGGCUUUGAUGAAGCUUCAUGCUGUUGAAGACGAGGACAAAGAAGAUGAAGGGGAUGAAGUGAACGAUAAGACCAGCAUGCAACGGCGUUUGCCUCUCCACAUUCUUCAAUUUAACUGUCUUUUAUCCAUGCUCUCCACCCUACAUUCGAGGAUAAAAACUAAAUAUGCAAGUCGUUUUGUUGCAACUUCUCUCCAUGCGGUGCUGGAGGCCUACACAGAAUUCCCGUCUCCAGAAACCACAGCGGCUAUGCUGGAGCUCUUGAGAGAUAUGUCAGGGAAAAAGCGGCCUCGUUUACCCCCACGAAGCAUUUCGGAACAAGCGUUAACCCGCUCUACUGGAGACAAGGCACCAGAUCCAGAGGCUGACGAACAUGUGGAAGGAGAUUUAUCUGAUGUGUCCAAGGAGAACAGAUUGACCCAGAAAUUAUUGCAGUUCGGGCUUAUUGAAACUCUGAAGACGUACCUUCUACAGUGUGUUGAUGAACCCGCCCCGUCGGGCAUGCAAUGGGCAGUCCGCCUUCAGGAGAAACUCGAUCCACCUCAUGCAGAAAACAUGCGUCUAACUUGUAUUGAACAAUUUCAAAACACUGAAUACCUGAGGGAAAGGGAUACAACUUUGGGUAAGAUUGUGGCGUUAUCGAGAGACUUUGGAGUAGGGACGCAAGAUUUGCAAAAUAUAAUACUAAAAGGAGAGAAUGAUCACCCUCCUCCGCUAGAUUUUGACAACAUACCCAGUUCCCCAGAUGAGAUUCCGCUGGAGAGACAUGGUUGUAUACUUCUUCUAGCUGCGCGACACGUAACGGCUACCAUCUUUGGCUCAGGUGCCUGUGAGCAGGACUUACCCUUAUACCCAGACCUUGUUAAUAUCCUGCUUAAUUUCCUUGGGGAUUAUGCAUCCCCUUAUACUGCCGCUGCAGAGGAACCAACUGCGUUAAUCGACUCAAUUCUGUCACUCGCUGCCGCGGCGAAAACUAACGCACCUCAGGAGGCCGCAGAUGAAGAAGGGUUUAAGACUCUGGUUUACGGUUUAACAGCCUGUUCUCGAGGUCCUGCCCAGUUUAGGACCUUUACUCGACUUGGGUCAAUUCCUGCUCGUGUGUUCCAUGCAUACCCUGACAUCCAAGUGAGAUACAACUUGAUUCUAGAAAUUCUCAGUGAAGAGGAAUCAGAAUAUGCAAGAGUAUCGGCGUUACAAUGGCUCAAAGAAGAACUUAUUUCUUACUCCACCAAUCCAGAAGAUACUGAUGGCGGCAAUCCCUUCUCUGAGCCAGAGAGUUUUACCUUCCUGUUUCAGUAUAUUUACAAGUUUUUGAACCCGGCACAGCCAUCUACUACGCCUCACCAUCCGGAGGGUAUCUCGUCAGGAGUAUGGAUGGAAUUUAUCCAGGACCUCGCACCAAUAUACCUUGCAAAACUAAAUUUCUAUUUCUUUCUUCGCAAGUCACACAAACUGGCCGAGCAACUCCAUAUUUCCACAUUACAACCAAUAUUCGAUGCCAGGUUUCUUGAUCCGCUCAAAUCUUUUAUGAGCCGUCUGUCUGAAAAUUCUGUUCUUUCACACGUCGAAGCGGAGAUGGGUGAGUCUGCAGUGCAGAUGGGAAAGAGUGCGAUGGAAGUGGUCCUACAGAUAAUUUCGGACAUUGAAACGGCUGCAUGA